Hemibagrus wyckioides is the source of this 980-nucleotide messenger RNA. RefSeq names its product fucolectin-like. The record is from RefSeq and is a predicted model, not a curated record. The transcript has 8 exons. NCBI's taxonomy places the organism in Eukaryota, Metazoa, Chordata, Actinopteri, Siluriformes, Bagridae. Bases 111 to 785 code for a protein of 224 amino acids.
UGCAUUUGCCUUUUAAAUACACUACAUUAUCUUUUCACGAAACUCCAGCGGACAGCUCACAGUUUAAAAUCGACAAAGAGAUCACUUUCUGAUAUAGGUCAAGCAAGAAAAUGAAGAAUUCACAGAGUCCUAUGCUACUUUUUUUAGGAAUACACAUUUUCUCAGUGCAGUGGAUGCUGACCCAUCAGCAGGUCAAUGUGGCCUUAAGUGGAAAAGCAACACAAUCUUCCAUAUUUGUUAGCAGUUAUUAUGCUUCUUUAGCUAUUGAUGCCAACAGAGCAUCUAACUGGAGAUCCCACUCAUGUGCUACUACAAAUGCUGACAAUAGCCCAUGGUGGAGAGUGGACUUGUUGGCAGUGUAUCACAUUAGCAAUGUAAUCAUUACUAAUAGAGGCGACUGCUGUCCAGAGCGGAUAAAUGGUGCUGAGAUCCACAUUGGCAGUUCUUUAGUCAACAAUGGCAACAGUAACCCCAGAUGUGUUGUUAUCCCUACCAUUCCUGCUGGUGCCUCUGCAAAUUACACCUGCAAUAUGCAGGGUCGUUACGUGAAUAUUAUCAUUCCCAAUGUUGCCCAGUACCUCACGCUCUGUGAAGUGGAAGUCUACGGAGUUGCAGUCCCUGUAUUUAAGAGGGCAUACCUGAAAUUAAGGUUUAACAGCAUUGAGGAUCUCAGCAACCCUACCAUGAGGGAAACAGUUCUUCAAAAGAUCAAAUCUGCCAACGUCCAGUCAUCAGUAUUUCAGGUCCGUUGGACAAAGGAACCAGAACUGGAAACUGACACCUGACACUUAAAAACGGUACCAACACAUGGAACCACAGCACUGUCUACAGGACAAUAACUGUUUACACAAAAACACUACAGGACAUAUGAAUGAUAUUUGAACACGUGUCAGAGAAGGAAAACACUGAUCGACUGAUAUAUUUCCUGUAAAAGCAUGGGACAUCAGUAUAUUUUUUUAAAAAAAAAGAAAGAAAGAAAU